Messenger RNA from Synchiropus splendidus (mandarinfish), 750 nucleotides. RefSeq names its product odontogenic, ameloblast associated (gene odam). Bases 1 to 750 code for a protein of 249 amino acids. The record is from RefSeq and is a predicted model, not a curated record. The transcript has 9 exons. Lineage: Eukaryota; Metazoa; Chordata; Actinopteri; Syngnathiformes; Callionymidae.
AUGGAGAUGCAGACUGCCCUUCUGUUGGUCUGCAUGUGCAGGACCAUCUUCGCUCUACCGCUCCAGAUUGGGAUUCUUGCAAGCAACAGCAAUGAGAUCCUGAGGCUGAAUGGACUGACUCUUGCUGCACUCGGACAAGCUCAGGCCUCUUCUUUGCUGCCGCAGUUCGUCCUGCAGCAGCAGCAGCCAGAUGUUCUCCUCACCCCGCAGAUGGUCAACCUCAACCCUCAGUUGGGAAGCCUCAACCCACAGUUGGGAAGCCCCUUCAACCCCCAGGGGCCUCAGCUGUUGCUUCCCAACCAGGGGAACCAGCUGACCCCCGUCAUGGUCCCCAACGGCCAGCAGGAGCAGCUCAACCCUCCACAGGACCCCAACAAUCCGAACGGUCCACAGGUGGCUCAAAACCCAGUGCAGAUGUUCCCACAGUUCCAGUACCCUGCUUUUGGAUAUCCUCAGAUGCAUCGACAGCAGGGCUUCAAUUACUUCGUUCCUUCUUACGGAUUCCCGCCGCAGAGGAACAACGCCGUCCUGCAGCCCAACAACGCUCAACAGAACCCCGAGAAGACCACGCAGAGACCACAGCUCCCUCUGCAGCAAGCGUCUGUGCCGAAGGUCCCAGCAGAAAAGACGUGGCCCAACGCGGGGACUCGGAAAGAGUCGACCACGAUCCCCCCAGUUCCCCGAGGGGACACCACUGGACCAGGAGGAGAUGAGGGUAAUACCAACUUCCCUUUCCUGUUCGAGCCUUGA